Molecule: messenger RNA, 1323 nt
Organism: Condylostylus longicornis
Lineage: Eukaryota; Metazoa; Arthropoda; Insecta; Diptera; Dolichopodidae
Product: alpha-N-acetylgalactosaminidase
Exons: 5
Coding region: 41-1300 (419 amino acids)
Biological process (GO): glycosylceramide catabolic process; glycoside catabolic process; oligosaccharide metabolic process
Cellular component (GO): cytoplasm
Molecular function (GO): alpha-galactosidase activity
Source: RefSeq, a predicted model, not a curated record
AUUAAAAAAUUAAAAUAAAAUUAAUAAAAAUAUCGUUAAAAUGUUAUUUACUAAAUUAAGUUGUUCUCUCAUUUUACUAUUAUUGAUCCUUCAAAAUGUUAAUGCUUUGGAAAACGGUUUAGCAAGAACACCACCUAUGGGUUGGAUGCAUUGGCAAAGAUAUCGCUGUAUUGUGGAUUGUAAUAAAUAUCCUGGAGAAUGCAUCAAUGAGGAGAUGUUCAGAAAAGCUACCGAUCUCUUGGUAUCAGAAGGUUAUAAAGAUGCUGGAUACGAAUAUGUUAUUAUUGAUGAUUGUUGGAUGGAAAUGGAAAGAGAUCCAAUUACUGAAAAAUUAAUUCCAGAUAAAGUUCGUUUUCCUGAUGGAUUAAAUCCUUUAGCUGAUUAUAUUCAUGCAAAAGGUUUAAAAUUUGGUUUAUAUGAAGAUUAUGGAACUCAUACAUGUGCCGGUUAUCCAGGUGUUAUUGGACAUAUGGAAAUAGACGCACAAUCCUUUGCUGAUUGGAAAGUCGAUUAUGUUAAAUUAGAUGGUUGUUAUGCUGAUAUUAAAGAUAUGGAUAAAGGGUAUCCUGAAUUUGGUCGUUUAUUAAAUAAAACUGGCCGACCUAUGGUAUAUUCGUGCAGUUGGCCUGUUUAUCAAGAAUAUCAAGGUGUAAUGCCAAAUUAUGAGGCACUUAAAGAACAUUGCAAUUUGUGGCGAAAUUGGGGUGAUAUUGAUGAUUCAUUCGAGUCUGUUAUUCAAAUAACGGAUUAUUUUGCAAAAAAUCAAGAUAGAGUCCAACCACAUGGGGGACCAGGACAUUGGAAUGACCCAGAUAUGCUUAUACUUGGGAAUUUUGGUCUUAGCUACGAGCAAAGUAAAACUCAAAUGGCUAUAUGGGCAAUUUUGGCUGCACCUUUAAUUAUGUCCAACGACUUAGCUAGUGUUAAACCAGAAAUAAAGGAAAUUUUAAUUAAUAAAGAUGUUAUUGCUGUUAAUCAAGAUUCGUUGGGCAUUCAAGGACGACGUGUCAAAGUUCAAAAUUACAUUGAAGUUUGGUUAAGACCUAUAAAGCCAGUUAUAAAGAAAGGUAAUAGUGAAUAUCAUUCGUUUGCAGUAGCAUUUGUUAGUCGUAGAGUUGAUGGACAUGGUCGUGAAAUUAAUAUAACUUUAAGUGAUAUUGGAAUGCUUAAUGACAAAUAUAAUGUAGUAGAUCUUUAUGAUAAGGACUGGAAACCAAUAGUUUUACCACAAAAGGAAAUUUUUGAAGCUCGUGUUAUUCCAAAUGGAGUUUUAUUUUAUAAAUUUACAGCUAUUGAAUAGUUUUAAUUUUAUAUUUUACAGUA